This is a messenger RNA of Rubroshorea leprosula, 676 nucleotides long. The record is from the annotation of a GenBank genome assembly. Lineage: Eukaryota; Viridiplantae; Streptophyta; Magnoliopsida; Malvales; Dipterocarpaceae.
AGAAAUAAGGCAAGUUAAAUCAGCCAAUUAGAAUGAGGUUCCUUGAUUUUCAUGGAUGUGGAACUGGCCGCAACAAUAGCAAAAAGAGCUCUCUUUUCCCCAUUGCCAAAAACCGCACCAGAUGUUUGCAAAGCAAACAGCAACGGAAGAAAAGGGCGAUGGAGAAGAUAGAAAAGAACAUGAAGAGGAUGAAAAAGGAGAUGGAAGAAAUAAGUGAGGAGCAGAGAAGUAUAAGGGAAGGGCAGAGACAAGUUAGGCAGAUGUUCGAGGCGAUGGAAGAAGAAUGCAAGCAGCUUCGGGGGGAAACGAAGCUCAUAACGAUGCAGAGCAGAAGCACCCAACUCCGCCUCUUUCUCAUGUUCCAAAUUCUCAAAGCAAGGGAGAACAAUGAUCUUGUCACAGCCACCGAGUUGACUCGAUGUCUACGGUUGGUCCCAUUUGCUUUCCAUUCCAAAUGUUUAAUUGUUCAUGUAUCUGAAUUACAUAAAAAAAGAAGAAGUCAAAUCCUUACAAGGAAACAACAGAAUUUAGUUUAACUUUCUCACAAAUUACUUUAGCUUGGCUUUAAUUAAGAUAGGAAGAAAACUUGUUAAUUAUACAAAGCAGAUCAAGAGAAAUAUUAGCUCUACUUUUCCAAACAUUAGAAACAGGGCAGAGUAGGGACAGGGGUUGCCCU